Molecule: messenger RNA, 294 nt
Organism: Knipowitschia caucasica
Lineage: Eukaryota; Metazoa; Chordata; Actinopteri; Gobiiformes; Gobiidae
Source: the annotation of a GenBank genome assembly
AUGGACUUAAGUGGUGGUCUCCUCCUGCAAGUGGUCUCCUCUCUGAUCCUCCUGCAGGUGGUCUCCUCUCUGAUCCUCCUGCAGGUGGUGGUCUCCUCUCUGAUCCUCCUGCAGGUGGUGGUCUCCUCUCUGCAGGUGGUGGUCUCCUCUCUGAUCCUCCUGCAGGUGGUCUCCUCUCUGAUCCUCCUGCAGGUGGUCUCUUCUCCGAUCCUCCUGCAGGUGGUGGUCUCCUCUCUGAUCCUCCUGCAGGUGGUGGUCUUCUCUGAUCCUCCUGCAGGUGGUGGUCUUCUCUGA